AUGCCGACUACCAUUUUGCCCUCUUCUGCUGCCGCCUUUACGCCCCGAGCGCGGCCCAUAGUAGUGCUGGAUAAAAGAAUCCCCUGGUUGAUAGAGAUUCUGAAGCAAGUGAGGCAGCCUCAGCAACCUUUGAACAGUCUCAAACAGCAAACCUGCUUUCUCAUUGAGAAACUGGAAUCGGAAAGCGCAAUAUGGUCCUUGUCCUCGGUGAUGUUGGAGAACACACUUGAGAUGAUUCACAUCGAAGCAUAUGUCCUGUAUGUUGACAUGGUCUCACAGAACGAGAUGGCCUUUAAGUUGACCGAAGAGACGAUCGAUGCCCUCACAAAACUCCAUGAAGAAUUUCAAACACUUGAUGCAGCUAAAUACAGCUUGAACUGGCCACAGAAGCAAGCUCAGUUGGUCAAAUUACACGACGAGUUUGUCGAAGCCAUCAACAAGUUCGUUUACCGGACUAACGUCAAAGCUCUAGAGAGGCUAGAGGAAGACGGCUCGGGAGAGCUACUAGAAGGUUGCAGCUUCGAUGUUGAAAAAAUUAUUCUCAACCUUUUGGUGCCAUUGAGACCUCCCCCGCUUGUGGUGCAUUUCUUGUACCCAGUAGUUCCUUGCCUCUAUGGAACUGAACAAGAUCUACAAAGAAAUGUCCACCUAUUUGAGGAAGAUCAGUGGUAUGCCGAAAGUUUGCCAAUAUCUUCCGUUGAUAACUCGUUUGGCACUGGCGCACCCGUCUCAGCGGUUGAACCAGUGUAUCAUGCGCCAUUGUAUAACUCAGUUACGGCAGCAAACGCGGAUUCUUUUGGUGGAAGCUUUUUUCCUUUUUUUGAGUCUUGA
This is a messenger RNA of Penicillium nucicola, 831 nucleotides long. RefSeq lists its product as uncharacterized. The record is from RefSeq and is a predicted model, not a curated record. Bases 1 to 831 code for a protein of 276 amino acids. NCBI's taxonomy places the organism in Eukaryota, Fungi, Ascomycota, Eurotiomycetes, Eurotiales, Aspergillaceae. The transcript has a single exon.